Molecule: messenger RNA, 2292 nt
Organism: Durio zibethinus
Lineage: Eukaryota; Viridiplantae; Streptophyta; Magnoliopsida; Malvales; Malvaceae
Product: rab GTPase-activating protein 22
Biological process (GO): activation of GTPase activity
Molecular function (GO): GTPase activator activity
Source: RefSeq, a predicted model, not a curated record
GCCAUGAAAAGAAAGCAAAAGCUUUGAAUUUAAAAAAUAAAAAAUAAAAAAUAAAAAACCAAAACUACAAAACAAAAGCAUUUGGUUCCUACGUUUGGUGAUGGUUAGUGAUUUCUUCCGUGUUACCAACCAGAAGAAGAAGCGGAAGCAGAAGCAAAACCAAAAGCAGAAGUCAAAUCGGGAUUUCAGCUUGGGCUUAACUGUCAUUUCGCCCUUUCUUGCCUUUUUUAUGUUAUUUCCCUCAUCAGGCGACGGCGUUGGUACUGGUUUUGGGAAAUGGAUCCUCUUCGCCGAAGCGAGCUCUGGCACCGGCGGUAGCGGUGGUGGCGGUGGCGGCGGUUUCUGGUCUUCUUACUCUGCGGUUUCGCCUUCUGCUAUAGCCAUCGUCGUCACUGCCAUGGCUGGCAUCGCCCUCGCUGCCACUGUCGUCUACUCUCGUAGGGGUAGCCUAAAAUCACCUUGGUCCCGUAGGAGAAGAAAACAUGCACUUCUACCUAAACAAUGGAAGAAUUUAUUCACAGCAGAUGGGAAACUCAUAGAUGGUGGCGUCAAGUUUCUUAAGAAAAUUCGAAGUGGAGGUGUUGAUCCAAGUAUUAGAGCAGAGGUGUGGCCAUUCCUCCUUGGAGUAUAUGACUUCAACAGUUCGAGGGAAGAAAGAGAUUCCAUUAGAAGUCAGAAAAGAAAAGAGUAUGAAGGCUUGCGGAAACAAUGCUGCCAAAUUCUUAAACGCACUGAGAAGAGUGGUAAGUUGGAGGAAACUGCUGGAAACAGCUGCGAUGAAGACAGUGGGGAUUUCAGUCAAGUUCUUGAUUCUCCAGGCUUGGAGGAUGUGGUUAGUGGUAGGAGGUACCACUCCAGUAAGGGAGGAAGCCCUGUGGUUGAUGAUUCUGAUUGCCCUCUGUGUGAUCAAAGUCAUCAAACCCUUCUAUCCUCUGACUCAUUUCUGAAGGGAGAUGUUGAUAAGAGUCUAGUCACUGGUGAAACAGAAUCAUCUGAUUCUGACUCCUCUGAAGAACAUGAAAACACACCUCUCCUUACCUCAAAAAUAACCGAUGGAAAUAGUAUUUAUGAAGAUGAUAGUGGUAGUUCCUCUCCCUCCCAGAUAGAAGGCCGGUCCAAAUCCCACACUGAUGAAGAUUUUGCCACAUGGCAGAGAAUCAUCAACCUUGAUGCUGUGAGGGCAAAUGAUGAAUGGAUCGCUUAUUCUCCAACUCAGGCUGCAGUAUCCACAAUGAAAGCACGACGGUUAGCUGAAAGUGUUGGCUUGAAGGAUUAUGAUCACUUAGAGCCAUGCAGGAUUUUUCAUGCUGCUCGGCUUGUUACUAUCCUUGAGGCCUAUGCCCUUUAUGAUCCUGAGAUAGGUUACUGCCAAGGAAUGAGUGAUCUGCUCUCUCCAGUUAUCUCAGUGGUAGAGGAUGAUUCUGAGGCCUUCUGGUGCUUUGCAGGUUUCAUGAAAAAAGCUCGUCAUAAUUUCCGACUUGAUGAGGUUGGCAUUAGAAGACAGUUAAACAUUGUGUCCAAGAUUAUCAAGUGCAAGGAUAUUCCCCUAUAUAGACACCUGGAGAAGCUUCAAGCAGAAGAUUGCUUCUUUGUGUACAGAAUGGUUGUAGUUCUUUUCAGGAGGGAGUUAAACUUUGAGCAGACACUUUGCCUUUGGGAAGUGAUGUGGGCAGACCAGGCAGCAAUUCGAGCAGGUAUUGCGAAGUCUGCUUGGGGCAGGGUGAGACUUAGAGCUCCCCCUACUGAUGAUCUUUUGCUUUAUGCAAUAGCAGCUUGUGUUUUGCAAAGAAGGAAGCUAAUCAUAGAGAAGUAUAGCAGCAUGGAUGAGAUAAUGAGAGAAUGCAAUAGUAUGGCCGGACAUCUGGAUGUCUGGAAGCUUCUGGAUGAUGCCCAUGACUUGGUGGUCAACCUGCACGACAAGAUUUAGGACUGCUCUCUUAUUUUUUUUUGGUUAAAUUUCUUUCACUGGUUUUUUUUUAAUUUCCCUCAACUCCUUGCACCAUUUAAGGAUCCAAGUUACUAAACAUUUCUGCUUGAAACAAGCGUUUGAUAGCCAAAUUCCCUGUACCAACUAAAUUAUGGGAUUUAGUAUGAUGGAUUGCCCUUGCCCGCACUUGGGCUUCAUCUGAGUGAUACUGGCAACGCUGAAAAAUCAGCAAUUUAAAAUGUUUUACCUUGCUUGCAAUUAUUGAAAUGACAGAAUCAUGCAUGUUAGUUUUCUCCUUUUCUUUCCAUUCUUUGUCAUUGCUGUUUUAGUUUGUUGCAGCUCAGUUAAGCGGUCCCUAUUGAAGU